Molecule: messenger RNA, 592 nt
Organism: Ilyonectria robusta
Lineage: Eukaryota; Fungi; Ascomycota; Sordariomycetes; Hypocreales; Nectriaceae
Exons: 1
Coding region: 223-507 (94 amino acids)
Source: RefSeq, a predicted model, not a curated record
CCGGCCGUAUGUGAGGCUACCGGUUGCUCCGUUAGCCGGUAGUCUCUUCAUUGGCUUACUAAGUUCGGCUUCGUCCGCCGCGUCGAUGUCUUUGGACUCAACCUCCUGAGACCGAGGAGCAGGACCAGGGGUCCAAUGUGAGCGUUGGACUUGAUCCGUGCAACGACUGCAUGGCGACGGACGAUUCUUGAAUGCGUUCUGUUCUCUUGCUGCCGUCGUUAGAUGCGCUUCGCUCUGCCUGAAAUGGACCCCGCGAUGCCCGUGCCGCCCCUCGCUCUUGCUGGCUCACCUGUGGCUUUAUCCUCAGCACAUUCUCUAUGCCCCCACGUUGAUCGGCCCAGGAACUGGCCGAAAGCGCCUCAAGGGUCAUCCCCUCGCAUUGCGGCCAUCCUCCGAGUCCAUGACGUGUCAGGUGGCCUUGGUCGCGGAAGCAAAUCCGAUGCUCAACAGCCAGUCGCUUGUCCACGACCCAGUCAGACCCAACCGGAUAGAGACCCGCGCCAGUGAUGUUAAUUCCCCCCACCCCGACCUGUUAUCUUUCCGUUGUUCCCGCCGUCAACAUCGACGACGAUGUCGAGGGCGCGCAAGCCCA